GAAGUGAAAGUGAUCCCACUUACAUGCCGUGGAGGAGCCACGACGACGACGACCAGGAGACACGUUCAGAUGAAGGAGCUGCUCGGUGUUUGUGACAGUGGCCGACAUUUGUAAUCAGUGUGAGUGUUGAUUAAAGCCUCUGCUGCUGCUGCUGCUGCUGCUGCUGCCUCACAGGCCUGGACUCAUCACUUCCUGUAUCCAGUUUUUAUUCAAAAUUACAAAUCAUACAAGGUGAAGACAUGUUGAGGUGCAGUCCCUGGGCUCUCCUGCCUCCCAUCUACUCUGCAUGUACUGCUGCUGGACUGUGGGUGGUAUACAUUGUUGCUGUCAGCGAUGAGAAGAUUGCACCGCUGGGUUCAAAAUGGAGAAGAAAUGGAUCCUUCUAUCCUCCAUACAUCAGUAUUGCAGGAAACUUCCCUCCAGCCAGCUGCAUCUUCAGUGAGGUCAUGAACUUGUCUGCGUUCGUCGGGUUCAUUAUUGUGGUCCUCAGAUACCUUCAGCUCAGACCCAGACUAGACAGAGCUUGGCUGAACGUCGGGAGUCUGGUGGCUUUCUCUGCCGGCUGCUUCGGAAUGACACUCAUCGGAAACUUCCAGGUGUUCACCGACGAGAUGAUACACAACUGCGGCACCUUCAUGACGUUCGGGCUGGGGACGCUGUUCUGCUGGGUGCAGUCCUACAUCACCCUGAGGGUCAACAUCAGGAACGAGGGGAGGACGGCUGGUAUCGUCCGUUUCCUGCUGUCUGGAUCCAUCACGGUCUGCAUGAUCCUCUACUUCUCCCUGAUGGCUCAGGGCCUCCACACUCAGGCGGCUCAGUGUCAGUGGGCGCUGGUCAUGUUCUUCCUCCUCUUCAUCGGCACUUUUGCCAUCGAGUUUCGGCACAGCCGCUUCAGCGCAGUGUGCACAGACGACCCCGGGACUCCAGUGAACCUGAAAAACUCCGAGGUGUCCCGGCACCAGCCGGACGACAUGUAGAGCUUAUUUUUUUUUAUCUGAAAUGUAAAAGUUACUUAAAGCUACAACCAAAAAUCUGCUGUUUACAUACUUUGUUGUCCUUGUCUGGAAAGAAGGGUUUUUGUGUUACCAACUAAUCUUUACAUGUAAACUGGUAUAUUACUUUUUUCUGGGUCUUUUCAAAUGUACAUGCUUUCAGAUUGUACAAGUUUAUACAUGUUACAACUAUAAAGAUUUUCCUAAAAAUGCAGCUUUGCACAGUACACAAUCAGUAUCAAUUAAAAUACAGCAACAUUCAA
This is a messenger RNA of Acanthopagrus latus (yellowfin seabream), 1255 nucleotides long. It is a transcript of the gene tmem150c, whose product is annotated as transmembrane protein 150C. The record is from RefSeq and is a predicted model, not a curated record. The transcript has 8 exons. Lineage: Eukaryota; Metazoa; Chordata; Actinopteri; Spariformes; Sparidae. The coding region runs from base 240 to 977 and encodes 245 amino acids.